UUGCCCGGGAGUGAGGCCUGAAGGAGGUGGAGAACUUUCCGAGGGGCGGUCAAGAGCGAGAAGACGGGCAGCCGCGGGACGCCAGCUCCCUGCCAGAACAUUCCUUCCGAGCCCGGGGCUCCACCGGGAGAGGCCCUCACCUGUUUCUGUCUCUUGCCUCUCGGAUCCAGACGUGGUGGUGAGCAGGGCAGACCCAGCACGUGCCCCUGUGGCACCGAGAGGCGACCGGGGAAGGUAUUGAACCAGAGGCCACGAACUGGGGGCCGCUGAUGUGUUUCGUUUGGCCUCUGCGGCGUUUCUAGCAGAAGCCUAGAGGGAAAGAGAUUCAAGCGGUGGUGAUAAGAAGGCACCUGGAGCUGAAGACAUGAGCCAGCUGCGGGCCACGAAGCCCGGACUCCUCGUGUGCACAGCCGUGUGCGUGUGCGUUUUUCUUUAUUUAAGGGAUCCACCUCCGGAGGAACCAGAGGAGUCCACCUAUCCAGCAGCGGUGGAAUGUGGCUUUUAUCCAGAUGAACUGUGUUCAGCUUUAUCUGAAGGGAAAGAGGCCGCCCCUCAAAUUGCAACUUUUUGUAAAAACCCUCAUGGUUCUCAAAUACUUGCUCACUUGCGCACACCAGGAAACUGCUCCAGGAUUUCCCAGGAGGUGCAUUUCAUAACCAGACCCUUGUCUGCAGAAGAGGGCAAUUUCUCUUUGGCAUAUAUCGUAACUACUCACAAGGACCUGGCUAUGUUUGUGCAGCUGCUCAGGUCUAUUUAUGUGCCUCAAAACCUUUACUGUAUUCAUGUUGACAAAAAGGCCCCAAAGAAGUAUAAGAGUGCUGUGCAAACCCUGGUGAGCUGUUUUGAAAAUAUUUUUAUUUCAUCAAAGGGAGGAAGAGUGGCCCACACUGGCUUUACAAGACUGCAGGCAGAUCUUACUUGCAUGAGAGAUCUGGUCCGUUCCAAAUUUCAGUGGAACUAUGUCCUUAACCUUUGUGGACACGACUUUCCAAUCAAAACCAACAAAGAAAUCAUACGCUACAUCAGGAGCAAAUGGACUGAUAAAAACAUCACUCCUGGAGUAAUCCAACCACCAAACGUUACAUCCGAGACAAGUGGAAGUCGUCUUGAAUUCACCCCUGAAGGAAGUAUCUACAGAUCUCCAAACAGGAGAUUCAAAGAUGAACCACCCCAUAACUUAACAAUUUAUUUUGGAAGCGCUUACUACGUACUAACGAGGAAGUUUGUAGAAUUUGUACUGACGGACAUCCGCGCAAAAGACCUGCUCCAGUGGUCCAGAGACGUCCAGAGCCCAGAACAGCAUUACUGGGUGACUCUGAACCGACUGAAAGAUGCCCCGGGAGCCACACCUGAUGCUGGCUGGGAAGGAGACAUUCGAGCCAUUAAAUGGAGGAACGAGGAGGGAAGUGUUCACGACGGAUGUAAAGAUGAGGAACCCCAGGCUCAGAGAAGUGAGGUCACCCCCAGUGUCAUAGGAAGCAGCACAGGAAGUGGCAGAGCUGGGUCUCUAAGCAGGUGCAGCUGUCUGCUGCCCCUCCAGUGGACGAGCAUGCACAGAGUGACGGUCGUCCUGCUGUCACCAGCAACAAAGACUUUUGUUUACUUGUAAUCACCCAAAUGGCAUGAACCCAACUCUGAGGACCUUCCGCAUGCCUGUGCCCCCUUCCUGGCUCACAUUCAUGUGUAUGUACAGUAGAGACCAUCCAGCUACCACCGAGGCGCAGCUGAUUCUUUUUUCACUACGUCCUACGCUGUUCACGCAGCCUGUCUUCACGGUCGUACUUUUCACCUGGUUCAGUGUAAUUCUAUUGAGAGUCUGGGACACUGUGCCAAGAACGUCUACCAGUGAGAAAGGUGUCAGUCAUGACAAGAGCCGCCGCUUACAGAGUGCCUACUCUGCUUGGCCCUUUACUAGAUGAAUGCGUGCUCACUGGGGGAAGGUUCUUUCCACCUUGUUCCAGUCUUACAAACAGCACUGGACGGUUCUACGCGUGCAGUUCCGCCCCUUUUCUGUAUUUCCCUCGGAUGGGCUUUCAGAAGGAGGAUCGAUGGGCUGGCGUGGAGAGAAAAGCAGGGCGGAGCUGAGCAGAGAGCAAGGUCUCCAAAGUGGGUCGACCUCCGCCUCACUUCUCUGCGAACCGGAGGUGGUAACGGGAAGCACCUCGCAGCACUGGCCGGGGGGUUAACAGACAAAGAAGGAAGAGCCGAGUGCAGCGUCAGGCACCUAACGUGUGCGGCUGAGUUCGUCGCGAAGGAACCCGGCACUGGAGUCGACCUAUGAUUCCAAUUUUAAUGACUUCUAUCUGUAUCAAACGCUCACUCUGCACGGGCAAGAGAGGGCCGAAGCAAUGCCACGUUAACACCGACGCAAUUCCUGCAAACUCCCCACAACCGAGGAAGACAAACGUUCGUGGGGCCCCGUUCCGAAUUUAGACUUGGCCCGGCAAAUGCGUGCUAAGACGUCUCCCCUGUGCUCGUGACUAACGAACAUUCCACAGUGUCCCCUUAAACAGAGUAGCCAUUAAACAGAAAGAAUGAAAGCGUCCCUGCCGCCACAGAUUCAAAACCCAACCCAGAAGCCCCAAUCAGAGCAAUCGCGGAGAUCACGUUUAGUCCGACCUCCCGUGAAGCAGGGGCCUUCCCGAUGACCUUGGAAGAGCAUCGCUUUUUGGGUGUGAACGUAAACUGACGA
Panthera uncia (snow leopard) is the source of this 2692-nucleotide messenger RNA. RefSeq names its product beta-1,3-galactosyl-O-glycosyl-glycoprotein beta-1,6-N-acetylglucosaminyltransferase 7-like. The transcript is spliced from 4 exons. Gene Ontology annotation, cellular component: membrane. NCBI's taxonomy places the organism in Eukaryota, Metazoa, Chordata, Mammalia, Carnivora, Felidae. The record is from RefSeq and is a predicted model, not a curated record. Bases 365 to 1609 code for a protein of 414 amino acids. Gene Ontology annotation, molecular function: acetylglucosaminyltransferase activity.